GUCACACGCUCUCUGCAGACGCACAGCACCUCUUGCUAGACUCGCUCGACCCAAUACACCGCCUCAGCCAACCCACUAGACCGCCUCGCCCGUCAUGGCCACCGCCAACUACUCGCUCCUGUCCAUCCCGGCAACGUUCGUGCUCGGCAUGGCCGCACACUGGAACGCCAUCAUCCUCUCGAUGACGUCCAAGGACCUGCCCCCGUUCGACAACCGUGCACCGCGCGCCUUCCUCGCGAGCGUCUCGCAGCUCGCCAAGACGAGCGCGGACGCUCGUCAGUACCUUCGCGCCGAGGCUGCGCAGACGAAUGUGUUUGAGCAACUGGGCCUGUUCGCGGCGGCCGUCCUGUGCGGCAACUGGGCGAGGCUCCCGACCUCGUUCCUCAACAAGGCGACGGGCGCCUACGUCGCUCUGCGCGUCGUCUACUGCGUUCUCUACAUCAAGACGGACCGCGCCAAGUUCACCGGCCUACGGUCGAUUGUCUGGCUCGCAAGCUCGGUCAUCGCCCUCAGCCUGUUCGUCAAGUCGUCGACCGCGCUCAACAAGGCGCUGUACUGAGCGAGGUCGGACGAGGUCGCUCGCGAGCGCCGGUCGGACCGCGUUUGUCGUUCUGUCGCGAGCGCAAUGUACAAAGCUUUCUUGUCGCGCU
Rhodotorula graminis WP1 is the source of this 650-nucleotide messenger RNA. RefSeq lists its product as uncharacterized. NCBI's taxonomy places the organism in Eukaryota, Fungi, Basidiomycota, Microbotryomycetes, Sporidiobolales, Sporidiobolaceae. Gene Ontology annotation, cellular component: membrane. The coding region runs from base 95 to 559 and encodes 154 amino acids. The transcript is spliced from 4 exons. The record is from RefSeq and is a predicted model, not a curated record.